AUGGGCACGUCAAAAGAAGGGAUGCUGGUCCAUCCGACGCCUUUUGAGGAGCAGUCUGUUCUUGACUCCGCCAAACAUUUGCUUGUUCAGGCGGUUAAUCAAUCAGAAGGGCGACCAGAGACGGAAGAAGUCUGCUGGGUACGCUUUUGCCAGUGCGAUCUCAACGAUGUUGUUCGCAAUCCAAUUUACAAUUCAAAAACUCACUCGUCAGAAAACUCAUCUGGUGCCGGUCUCGUUCUUCUUCUUGGAUACGCGCAUGGAAUCGCAGUUUGGCAUCUGAUGGCAAACACGGAAGCGAGAGAACUGUAUUCGUCGAGAAGCGUCGGAACUUGCAGAACAGCCGUGAUUUUACCUACGCCAAGCGAUCAUCGGAAGAUCAACAGGCCUUACUUGGCGAUCGUAGUCGGAUCAGAAGUCAAGCUCAUCUCGCUAGCGAUGUCCAAAGAGAUUCAUUCGAUAAAAGCCGACGGAGAAGUUGAAAAAAUCGACGCGACGGACAAAUACAUCGUCAUUUCAAGCCCAUCGACGAUCUCCCUCUACUCGGCGGAUAAGAUCGAAUGCUUGUAUACGAUCAAGGAUUGUUUGGUCCCCGGAAGAGAUUGUAAUCCCUUUGCCCUUGGAAAGAGAUGGCUCGCCUACUCCCCAGAAAAACUAGACAUGGGACAGCAAAGCCUUGGUGGCUAUUUUUCAACUGGGAGUCAAUCUUACACUGCUACGAUGCUCUCUGCCGCGAAAACUCUUGGAAAGGGGCUUUCGCUGUUGGGAGAAACAGUUGGAAGAAUGGCCGGCUCGCAGCCGAGAAACUAUCGCAACGCAAGAGACGACGAGCAAAAACUCAAGAAUCAUCGAGGAAUCGUUUCUGUGGUCGACUUGGAGCUUCUCGCAGACAAUAUUAAUCAGCCGAUUCAUAAUAGCAUCGUCUCCCACUGGGUAGCUCAUCCAAAGCCCGUUGCAGCGGCGAGCUUCAGCCCUUCGGGAAACAUUCUCGUCACUGCAGAUGUAGCUGGUCGACAAUUCCAUGUUUUCUCGAUCCAUGUGCAUCCCCAGUCCUCGGCCGACUCCGCAGUUCACCAUUUAUACACGCUUCAGCGUGGUGAAACGACCGCGCAAGUAUUUGACUUUUCAUUUUCGAACGAUUGUCGCUGGAUUUCGGCGGUUACCAGAAGAGGAACUGCUCAUAUCUUCCCUAUCAACGCUUACGGCGGCGAGCCUACAGUAAGAACGCACUGUGUAACUCGUGUUUCCAACCAAAAGUCUCUCUUCCACAUCUCCGCUGGGAUCAACUAUUCCGACCCGAAGUCAAAGGAUAAAAACGGCCAAAAACCCAAUCCAUCAGUGCCUCCAAUCAAGUCUUCCUCACCUAAACUACCGCCUUUUCCCACUCCUACAGUCAUUCUUCCAGUCGUCCAGAUCAAGCAGGGGCUAGUCAUGGGACUAAUUCCUGCUGCAUCGAGCUACGAAAGUGAUCAAAGUGAAGCUGCAGAACAAAUGUCUACUAUCUUCGCCUUCAACAAAACUUGCGUUUCAUUUUCUCGGGAAAUUCUCCAACAUACCUCCAGGGGGCCGCAUCCGGAAGGACUUUAUGUCAUCAACGGACAGGGCGUUCUUUCUGAAUUCACUCUCCAAGUACAAGGUGUAAAAAUCAACGGGCGACUAAACGAUCAAUCGUCCAUCGAGGUCGCGGCAAAACCAUCGCGCCAGUGGAAUCUUCAGCGCCAGCGCAGCUGGACCGAAUCGUCAACUCCUCUUCCUCCAAACUCGCCACUGAUCUUGGCUUCAGAAGUUAUUGGAACUUCAUCCGGUCAUUUGCUCAGAGCAGAGUUGGAAACAAAGCGAUCGAGAACGACUUCUAUGUCGAGUAAACGAGCUAGAGAUGAGCGAUCCGACCGUUUGUUCGAUAGUCUACCGAGAUCUCGCCAAUCAAGCACUGAUAGCGAUUCUGAUACGAAAAACGAGUGGCUUGGACAGAUCGAAAUGAACACACAUGAUUCGCCUGCCCGUCGACUUUGGAUGGGCCCACAGUUCAGAUUCGUCCAAAACACCACCGGAAAUCAUGAUUCUCCCUUCGAGCGAAGACUGUCUCCCGAAAGUGCCUUAUUGAACAGCCAAGAAGACAUACAAAUUCAACUUGAACAAAGCAAACCUAAAGCGAUGCCGAAUAGAAUUCCUGCACAUAUUUCAGAUCAAUUCACAGUACCAGGAAAUUCUUGCCCUACAAUUGAAAUUGGAUCUGGCCAUUUCGACGCGUUUCAGGGACCAGGAUCCGGCGAAGAUCGAGUGAAGCAGACCCUGGCAGAGGCAAUGCUAGACGAGCAAAAAGAGACUACCCGUAGAAUUUCGGAUUCAAAAUGGCCCUCCCCCUACUCCGACGACGAGACAGACCUAAUCAUGGCCGUGGGCGAGUUCGAGCUCUCAACCAGUUCCCCUCCUUCUUCAGUCAACUCGCUUCAAAUGAACACUACAUGA
Molecule: messenger RNA, 2466 nt
Organism: Oikopleura dioica
Lineage: Eukaryota; Metazoa; Chordata; Appendicularia; Copelata; Oikopleuridae
Source: the annotation of a GenBank genome assembly